Molecule: messenger RNA, 1980 nt
Organism: Myiozetetes cayanensis
Lineage: Eukaryota; Metazoa; Chordata; Aves; Passeriformes; Tyrannidae
Gene: CCT3
Product: chaperonin containing TCP1 subunit 3
Exons: 14
Coding region: 94-1731 (545 amino acids)
Biological process (GO): protein folding
Cellular component (GO): chaperonin-containing T-complex
Molecular function (GO): ATP-dependent protein folding chaperone; ATP binding; ATP hydrolysis activity
Source: RefSeq, a predicted model, not a curated record
CGGCGAGGAGCGCGGGGCGGGGCGCGCUGCGGCGGCCCCGUGAGGCGGCGGGUCCGGGGCUCCAGAAGCUUCCGCCGCUCUCCGCCCGCCGCGAUGAUGGGCCCGCGCCCCGUCCUCGUCCUCAGUCAGAACACAAAACGUGAGUCUGGAAGAAAAGUCCAGACAGGAAACAUCACUGCUGCGAAGACCAUUGCUGACAUCAUCCGAACAUGUUUAGGACCAAGAGCUAUGAUGAAGAUGCUUUUGGACCCCAUGGGUGGCAUUGUGAUGACCAACGAUGGCAAUGCUAUUCUUAGAGAAAUCCAAGUCCAGCAUCCAGCUGCAAAAUCAAUGAUAGAGAUCAGCCGCACGCAGGAUGAAGAAGUUGGAGAUGGGACCACAUCUGUCAUUAUCCUUGCCGGAGAGAUGCUCUCUGUUGCUGAACACUUUCUUGAACAGCAGAUGCACCCAACUGUGAUCAUCUGGGCUUAUCGUAAGGCUCUGGAUGACAUGAUCAGUAUUCUGAAGAAAAUUGGCACUCCAGUGGAUGUGAACAACAAAGAAAUGAUGCUUAAAAUAAUAAAGAGUGCGAUAAACACCAAGGCAAUAAACCGCUGGUCUGACUUGGCCUGUAGCAUCGCUCUUGAGGCCGUUAAGACCGUGGAAUUUGAAGAGAAUGGCAGAAGGGAAAUUGAUAUUAAAAAAUAUGCAAAAGUAGAAAAGAUUCCAGGUGGUUUUAGUGAAGACUCGUGUGUUUUGCGUGGAAUCAUGGUGAAUAAAGAUGUGACCCAUCCCAGAAUGCGUCGCCUUAUUAAGAAUCCACGCAUUGUCCUUCUGGAUUGUUCCCUAGAGUACAAGAAAGGAGAGAGCCAGACUGACAUUGAAAUUACGCGGGAGGAAGACUUUGCCCGCAUUCUGCAGAUGGAGGAGGAGUACAUUCAGCAGAUGUGUGAGGAUCUGAUAAGAGUCAAGCCAGAUCUGGUCAUCACGGAAAAAGGAGUUUCUGACCUGGCCCAACAUUACCUGAUGAGAGCCAACAUUACUGCCAUCCGCAGGGUGCGGAAGACUGACAACAACCGGAUCGCCAGGGCCUGCGGAGCUCGCAUUGUCAGUCGCACAGAUGAGCUCCGGGAGGAGGAUGUGGGAACUGGUGCCAGGCUCUUUGAAGUGAAAAAAAUAGGAGAUGAGUAUUUUGCCUUCAUCACUGAUUGCAAAGACCCCAAGGCUUGCACUAUCAUCCUGCGGGGAGCAAGCAAGGAGAUCUUAGCGGAGGUGGAGCGCAACCUGCAGGAUGCCAUGCAGGUGUGCCGGAACGUCCUCAUGGACCCGCAGCUGGUGCCUGGCGGGGGAGCCACCGAAAUGGCCGUGUCCCAUGCGCUGACCGAGAGGUCCAAGGGCAUGACAGGUGUGGAGCAGUGGCCCUACCGUGCAGUGGCCCAGGCUCUGGAGGUCAUUCCCCGGACACUGAUCCAGAACUGUGGCGCCAGUACCAUCCGUGUUCUGACCUCACUCAGGGCCAAGCACACCCAGGAAGGCAGCCAGACAUGGGGGGUGAAUGGGGAGACUGGAGCCCUGGUUGACAUGAAGGAGCUGGGGAUCUGGGAGCCCUUGGCUGUCAAACUGCAGACCUACAAAACAGCUGUGGAGACUGCAGUUCUCCUCCUCCGUAUUGAUGACAUCGUGUCGGGGCACAAAAAGAAGGGUGACAACCAAAGCAAGCAGCCCGCGGCGCCCGAGGCAGCCCAGGAGUGAGAGGCUGAGUGUCCACCGGGGAAAACCAGCCUUGACCUUGACACAGGGAUGAGCUCAGUGCAGUGACCCAGUGCUGAGGCUGAGCUGGGGAAAGUUUGUCUGAAGUCUGGGAGGGAUGGAGAAAACCCUGGACAUGGGGAGAGGUCUGUUGCUGUUGGUGUCUCUGCACUGGGGGAUACUGCUCCUGGGGUGAGGGUUCCAGACCGAAACUUCUCCUCUUUGCCCCAAAAUAAACACGUUGUUUCAGUC